CAUCGAUUGAACGGUGAUCAGUUGAGUCUAGUGCUUGGAUCUAGAUUGAAGACAAACCUUGUGUAAAGACAACUCUGCCCAAGAUGUUCCGCGCUGUUUUGAUGCUGGCAGUUUGCCAGCUGGUGCUGGCUCAAUAUGGAAGUCAGUAUAGCUCCAACUAUGGAAACCAGCGUUACGAGUCCCACCAGGAAGCCUAUCGCCGUAUCGGAGACAUCGUCCAGGAGAAAACGACAAGCUGGAAGGCCGGAGUCUACCCGAAACCGUUGUCUCACUUCUACACCGGUUUGACCGUUUCGCCAACUUCGAAGAAUCUGAUGACCCACCGAACCCCGAUCGGUAUCCUGCUUUCGAUGCCAGAGCAGCUGCCAGAGUCCUUUGAUGCCCGCACCAAGUGGCCGGAAUGUAAAAGCAUUCGUACCAUCCGGAACCAGGGAUGCUGUGGCUCUUGCUACGCCAUCUCUGCUGCUUCGACGAUGAGCGAUCGUUGGUGCAUCCACUCGCCGAACCACGAGAGCUUCAGUUUCGGAGCCUACGAUCUGAUGUCCUGCUGCCGUAGCUGUGGAAAUGGAUGCCACGGAGGUGAUCUGCCACCGGUUUGGGAAUACUGGGUCGAAAAGGGUAUCUCAAGCGGAGGACCCUAUAACUCCAACAAGGGUUGCCAUUCGUAUCCGGUUGAUGUGUGUGAUCCCGCCGAUCCUGAAAUGUUCGAGGCUCCCAAGUGUUCUCGAUCGUGCCAGUCUGGUUUCAACGCUACCAUGGCUUCCCAGGAUCGUCGUUAUGGAAGCAAGGCUUAUGCUGUUGCUGACGAUGAGGAGCACAUUAUGAGCGAAAUUAUGACCAAUGGACCGGUUCAAGCUGCCUUCGAUGUGUACGUUGACUUCAAGGCCUACAAGAGUGGAGUCUACCGUCACGUUUGGGGACCUCGCGAUGGUGGCCAUGCGGUCAAGAUCAUCGGAUGGGGUGUUGAGAACAUCAAUGGCGCUCCGGUCAAGUACUGGCUGGCUGCCAACUCGUGGGGACAGGAAUGGGGAGAGAAUGGUUACUUCCGAUUCGUGCGCGGUGAGGAUCACUGCGGCAUUGAGUCGUACAUGUUUGCCGGUCUGCCCGAUUACAAGAAGCACAUGCAACUGGAUGGAUACAACUAUUGAUUUGAAUUGUUUGAAGUUUUUGUUUGGAAAAAUGGUAUGAAUCUUUA
This is a messenger RNA of Uranotaenia lowii, 1195 nucleotides long. Its product is annotated as cathepsin B-like. Gene Ontology annotation, molecular function: cysteine-type endopeptidase activity. NCBI's taxonomy places the organism in Eukaryota, Metazoa, Arthropoda, Insecta, Diptera, Culicidae. Gene Ontology annotation, cellular component: lysosome. The record is from RefSeq and is a predicted model, not a curated record. The transcript is spliced from 2 exons. The coding region runs from base 84 to 1148 and encodes 354 amino acids.